UCCACCAGCCGUUAUUCCCGCAAAGACGCACUCGGCCCAUAAUACUCAUAUAAAACCCAGCCAAUACCCUUUUGUCCAUCCUCCUGGUAUCCUCAUAGUUUCACACCACUAUCCACGUCUGUCGGCUGCGGAGAAACAUCAAAUUUUCACAUAUCAAGGCCUUUACGUGACUAUCUCCAAGCAUGUCGGCGACGGUGCCCACUCUCGCCGCCGCCGAAGAGCCUGUCAUCGAUCCCGCCUUGAUGGAUGAGAACGAAGCCGUAGUUGACCAGGCAGUUACUCUUUCCGUUGAAAAGGAAUCUGACAACGGCAGCAACGGCCAAGGUCCUUCCACUCUGCAAGCAGCCAUCACUGCCAGUGACCCUGUGCCGCAAGAAAGCACACAUGUUGUAGACUCCUCUGCUGUUGAAGCUUUGGCCGACAUAGCAAGUCCCUCGCCAACCGCCGAAGCCUCCAACAACGCCGUUGCUGGUCCAUCUAGUCUAGUGCACGCUGCCUCUGCCAGUGCCGAACCACCAUGUUCUGUCCUUGUUCAGGCCUCUUCUUACACACUGCCUGAUGCUGAAGCUACUCUUGUUGCCCCUAGCCCUCCCCAUGGUCCUUGGCUUUCUCGAGAAGAAGCGGAAGAGGCCAUCCGCGCCUACGCUCUCGCCAACAACUUUGACGUCACCAUCACUCAUUCAGAUGUAUAUCGCCAUGUCAUCACCAUGGCUUGUGUCAAGGGAGGGAAAUACAGAUGUACCAGGGGACCUACUCAUGAUGAAGUAAGACAGAGAGGAAAGAGAACAGGCAAGACUGGUUGCAAUUGGAGGGUGACAAUACGGGAUGAAAAUUACAAGCCGCACCGUUACCACGAUGAGAAGCAAAAAUGGGACUAUGUUCCUAUGUCUGAUCUCGUGAACACUCAUAAUCACCCACCAAUAUUACCCAAAGACAACCCGAAAGUCCGACACAAGACUAUUACCCCGCAAGUCAAGGAGUUAAUCUACAAGGAGGUGAACAAGGGAACACCUACUAGGAAGGUCUUGGAGAAAAUUCAAAAGGAAUUUCCAGAUUGCCUGGCUAAUAUGGUUGAUGUGAAGAAUUUGAUUGGCAGGAGGAAGAAGGAGUUGCCCACGAUGGGGUUGUAAUCAGUAUCAGUACGGCGGCGGCGGAAGUCGUUACAAGAUGGGGUGUUUGUAGUGAAGUUGCGCCUGCGUAGACCGUAUUUUAAUCAUUGUAAUCACUAUGCUUUUUUUGGGCUUGCGUAAUGUAUCAGUACUCCA
Cryptococcus deneoformans JEC21 is the source of this 1265-nucleotide messenger RNA. RefSeq lists its product as hypothetical. Lineage: Eukaryota; Fungi; Basidiomycota; Tremellomycetes; Tremellales; Cryptococcaceae. The record is from RefSeq and is a predicted model, not a curated record. The transcript is spliced from 2 exons. Bases 183 to 1130 code for a protein of 315 amino acids.